GAGAGCAGAGUAUACCGCAGACAUCAUUUCUACUACAGUGGCGGAGCCGUACAGGACCUGUUUCACUGCAGGGGGAUCCAAAACAAGCCCCGUGGAGCAGCAGCCAGAGCUACAGCAGCCGCGAGACACUGUUUCUCUCCCUCUGCCCCCCCUUCCCCACGCAACCCCAGGUCCAUUUACACUUUACAGAGGAUCGAGCAACAGAUCACCAGGGUGGUGCAUUCAAGCUGCAGAUUUGUCUGUCAUCUUUGGACAGCAGGCUCCUCCUCCACGGCCACUGCAGGGAAGUGCGUCACCCAUCAGGACACCUCAAGGGUACCAAAAUCUGAGGAUGCUCAAGUCCUAUCAACCUGCUGUUGGCUGAAUCCGCAGGUGCGGAAUCCGCGGAUACAGAGGCCUCACUAUACGCAUUCUGGAGCAAAAUGAAAGAGUUUAUGUUGAGGCCUCCAAAGCAGUGCUGCCACAGACCGUGAACGAGAGAGAAAGAGAAGACCUCAGCCUGCACAGACGGUCUUGAAACGCAAACGGUCUUGGGUCUAGGCAUUUUAUAUUGAGUUUCUCUACUGCCUCCCCUCCUGCUCAAGCAAAAUCUGUGUGAAAAGAUCUGCUGGGAAGGACCUGACUGCUUAUGAUUCCCCAUUGUGAUGAAAGCACAUGGUACAGUUUUCCAAAGAAAUUAGUCCGUCCGCUGGGUGAAGAGAAACUAAUCUGCUGUUUUCACAGGGUACUUCUCCCUUCCCUGUGAAAGGAAGAAAGAACACGCCUGGGCCCAGGAGCACUCCAGCUUCUUGUGGGAAGUCUCCAUGGUGAAGGACAGGCUGGGGCUACCUGCGAACCCUGCACAGUGAAUGUUAUUCCAGAGCGGCUGCUGGCGGAUCGCACCCGCGGGGAGAUGAUUCCUCAUGAAGAGCCUGGAUCCCCUACAGAAAUCAAAUGUGACUUUCCGUUUAUCAGACUAAAAGCAGAGCCAGCCAGCCAGUGAACCGGUCACCGUGGAGGGGGGACGGCGAAAAAUGAAAUCCAACCAAGAGCGCAGCAACGAAUGCCUGCCUCCCAAGAAGCGCGAGAUCCCCGCCACCAGCCGGCCCUCGGAGGACAAGGCCACGGCCGUGCCCAGCGACAACCACCGCGCGGAGGGCGUGGCAUGGCUCCCGGGCAACGCGGGCAGCCGCGGCCACGCGGGCGGGCGGCUCGGGCUGCCGGGACCCCCGGCGGAGCUUGGUUUACAGCAGGGAAUAGGUUUACACAAAGCGCUGUCCGCGGGGCUGGACUACUCCCCGCCCAGCGCGCCCCGGUCCGUCCCGGCGACCACGACGAUGCCCACGGCAUACCCGCCCCCGCAGUCGGGGGCCCCGGUGUCGCCCGUGCAGUACGCCCACCUGCCGCACGCUUUACAGUUCAUCGGGUCUUCCCAGUACAGCGGGCCCUACGCCGGCUUCAUCCCUUCCCAGCUGAUCUCCCCCACGGCCAGCCCCGUGACCAGUGCGGUGGCCUCUGGCGCGGGGACCGCCACUCCAUCCCAGCGCUCCCAGCUGGAGGCCUAUUCCACCCUGCUGGCCAGCAUGGGCGGUCUGAGCCAGGCCUCGGGACACAAGGCUGAGCAGCAGCAGCAGCACUUAGGCAGGACUGCGGGGCUCCUCCCCCCAGGGUCCCCACCACCCACCCCGCAGAACCAGUACGUGCACAUCUCCAGCUCUCCGCAGAACGCCGCGCGCCCGGCCUCCCCGCCGGCCCUCCCCGUCCACCUGCACCCGCACCAGACGAUGAUCCCGCACACGCUCACCCUGGGGCCCUCCCCGCAGGUCGUCGUGCAGUACUCCGACUCCGGCAGCCACUUUGUCGCCCGCGAGGCCACCAAGAAAGCCGAGAGCAGCCGGCUGCAGCAGGCCAUGCAGGCCAAGGAGAUCCUGAACGGGGAGAUGGAGAAGGGCCGCAGGUACGGGGCACCCACCUCGGCCGACCUGGGCCUGGUGAAGGCGGGUGGCAAGGCCGUUCCCCACCCGUACGAGUCCAGGCACGUGGUGGUCCACCCCAGCCCCGCCGACUACAGCAGCCGCGACUCCUCCGGGGUGCGGGCCUCCGUGAUGGUCCUCCCCAACAGCAGCACCCCUGCCGCCGACCUAGAGGUGCAGCAGGUCACCCACCGGGAGGCCUCCCCCUCCACCCUCAAUGACAAAGGCGGCCUGCACUUAGGGAAGCCCGGGCACCGAUCCUACGCGCUGUCCCCCCAGCAGGCCCUGGGCCCCGAGGGCGUGAAGGCCGCCGCCGUCGCCACGCUGUCCCCCCACACGGUCAUUCAGACCACGCACAGCGCUUCGGAGCCCCUCCCGGUCGGGCUGCCGGCCACGGCCUUCUACGCGGGGACCCAGCCGCCCGUCAUCGGCUACCUGAGCAGCCAGCAGCAAGCGAUCACCUACGCCGGCGGCCUGCCCCCGCACCUGGUCAUCCCUGGCACGCAGCCCCUGCUCAUCCCAGUAGGCAGCGCCGACAUGGAGGGGUCGGGAGCGGCCUCGGCCAUCGUCACGUCGUCGCCCCAUUUUGCUGCAGUGCCUCACACGUUCGUCACCACCGCCCUUCCCAAGAGCGAGAACUUCAGCCCAGAGGCCCUGGUCACCCAGGCCGCCUACCCGGCCAUGGUGCAGGCCCAGAUCCACCUGCCCGUGGUGCAGUCGGUGGCGUCCCCUGCAGCCGCGCCCCCCACGCUGCCUCCCUACUUCAUGAAAGGCUCCAUCAUCCAGUUGGCCAACGGGGAGCUGAAGAAGGUGGAGGACUUGAAAACGGAAGACUUCAUCCAGAGCGCAGAAAUCAGCAACGACCUGAAGAUCGACUCCAGCACUGUGGAGAGGAUUGAGGACAGCCACACCCCGGGUGUCGCCGUCAUACAGUUUGCUGUCGGGGAUCACCGAGCACAGGUCAGCGUGGAAGUUUUGGUAGAGUAUCCUUUUUUUGUGUUUGGACAGGGCUGGUCCUCCUGUUGUCCGGAGAGAACCAGCCAGCUCUUUGAUUUGCCGUGUUCCAAACUCUCCGUUGGGGAUGUCUGUAUCUCGCUCACCCUCAAGAACCUGAAGAACGGCUCUGUUAAAAAGGGCCAGCCCGUGGAUCCCGCCAGCGUCCUGCUGAAGCACUCAAAGACCGACGGCCUCGCGGGCAGUAGACACAGGUAUGCGGAGCAGGAAAACGGGAUCAAUCAGGGAAGCGCCCAGAUGCUCUCCGAGAACGGGGAACUGAAGUUUCCCGAAAAAAUAGGAUUGCCUGCCGCGCCCUUGCUCACCAAAAUAGAACCCAGCAAGCCCGCGGCCACGAGGAAGAGGAGGUGGUCGGCGCCGGAGACCCGCAAACUGGAGAAGUCGGAAGACGAGCCUCCUUUGACUCUUCCUAAGCCUUCUCUCAUUUCUCAGGAGGUUAAGAUUUGCAUCGAAGGCCGCUCUAAUGUAGGCAAGUAGAGGCCGCGUGGGGGAAGGAAAUCAGGCCCUCCUUUAUCAUUUGUAUCCCGAUUACUGUACUGUAGGCUAAAUAACACAGUAUUUACAUGUUAUCCUCUUACUUUAGGGUUCUGUUAUAACCUUGUCAUUAGAGUUACAGCGGGGGUUGGGCAGGAGAUGGUGCAUAUGCUUUUUCCACGCGUGUCUCUCAGCGGGUGGGCAGGCGGGAGCGGGGCAGGUCCAGCCCAGGCGCCGGGCGGGCAUCCUGGUGGAAAUGAAUGUGGCCCCACGCCUCCUGCCUUUUCUAGCAGCGCAGAUGCAGCCACAGGGCACUGACUUCCGCCUGUUUCAGGACGACGUUCUGCAGGAAGGGAGCUGCAGGGGCUGCGUGCGUGCGUGCGUGUGCAAGUGAGGGUGCCCCGGCAGGUGAGGGUCUGUUUCUCUCUGCCUCCCUCUGCCUCCCUCUCUCUUGCUGUCAGCACGGGAUUGGAGGUCCAGGGGAACGUCCUCAGGAGGUUCUCACAUGCAAAAUCAGCAUCAGGACCCCAGCUUCAGGGCAUCCUUGAGAGGCCAUCAGACAGCAGAUGGAAAGCUAAUCGUGUAAAAGAACAUUUUUUUUCCUCCAACAUAUUUUACAAUAAAAGCAACUUUUAAUCAUAGAGAUAUAUAUUUCCCCCUAUGGGGCCUGACUGCACUGAUAUUUUUUUAAAGAGCAACUGCCACCCGUGGGAUUUCGUUUCUGCUUUACUAGUGCAGUAAUGUCUCCAGGGCGUUGUGGUGGGCAGGGCAGCCCCUGCUGGCAUCACUCCGAACGUGGGGGGUGGGGUGGGCAGCAGGGCUGGGGGAGAGUGAACACCCACCCUGGUCUCUGUGCAGUGUUAGGAAAACCAAUCAGGUUAAUUGCAUUGAUUUCUCUCCCAAGAGAUAGACACAAACUGCCCUUCAAGAGAGCCACGGAAGCUCUUCGAAUUGGGUUUGCAAAUCUUUUGUCUUUUAACUCUAGUACUGUUUAUAGUUCAUGACUAUGGACAACUCGGGUGCCAUUUUUUUCAGAUUCCAGUGUGACGUGAGGAAUUAGAUUUUGAAGAUGAGCAUAUAUAUUACUAUCUCUAAGCACUUAAAAUGCUGUUCACACUUUAUUACCAAGCAUCUUGGUCUCUCAUUCAACAAGUACUGUAUCUCACUUUAAACUCUUUGGGAAGAAAAACAGAAAAACUAAGUUGCUUUCUUUUUUUUCAACACUGUAACUACAUUUCAGCUCUGCAGAGUUUCUCACGGAGCAAGAUGUUGAAAGUUUCAAUGUGGUUUAAAGGGAUGAAUGUGAAUUAUGAACUAGUAUGUGACAAUGAAUGACCACCAAGUACAGCCUGACAGGAGGCACUCUUCACUUUGAUGUUUGAGAAAGAAUUAAAAGCAUAUGCAGAGCUGGCAGAGGAACUGAGAGGAAAGGGAUGGAAAAAAGAAUACUCACUUUUGUCCAGUGUUUUUCUUUUUAAGACGAACUUUUAAAGAACCUUGCGAUUUGCACAUCUUGAGUUUAUAAUUUGUGUGAUAUUCCUGCAGUUUUUAUCCAAUAACAUUGUGGGAAAGGUUUGGGGGACUGAACGAGCAUAAAUAAAUGUAGCAAAAUUACUUUCUAACCUGCCUAAACUCUAGGCCAUUUUAUAAGGUUAUGUUCCUUUCAAAAUUCACUUUGGUCUUCUUACUGCAUCUGUCACAUAAAACCAGGUCUUAGCAGGACAACUCUGAGAAUUUUCUUCAGAUUCAUUGAGAGAGUUUUCCAUGAAGACAUUUAUAUAUGUGAGCAAGUUUUGUUUUUUUUUUUU
This is a messenger RNA of Hippopotamus amphibius kiboko, 5248 nucleotides long. It is a transcript of the gene ATXN1, whose product is annotated as ataxin 1. The transcript has 9 exons. NCBI's taxonomy places the organism in Eukaryota, Metazoa, Chordata, Mammalia, Artiodactyla, Hippopotamidae. The coding region runs from base 1014 to 3443 and encodes 809 amino acids. Gene Ontology annotation, biological process: nervous system development; negative regulation of transcription by RNA polymerase II. Gene Ontology annotation, cellular component: nucleus. Gene Ontology annotation, molecular function: RNA binding; protein binding. The record is from RefSeq and is a predicted model, not a curated record.